Molecule: messenger RNA, 1652 nt
Organism: Osmia lignaria (orchard mason bee)
Lineage: Eukaryota; Metazoa; Arthropoda; Insecta; Hymenoptera; Megachilidae
Product: zinc finger TRAF-type-containing protein 1 homolog
Cellular component (GO): nucleus
Molecular function (GO): zinc ion binding
Source: RefSeq, a predicted model, not a curated record
GUUUUAAUUUGAAAUUUUGAACGAGACAUCGACUGAUUCGAUAAAAUUGCAAACAAGUAUCGGAUCGGUGUUGUCUCUAUCUAGGAGACUAUUACGUGGUCUGUGUUUGACAUCUGCGCAUUUCUCACACUCGUUCGGUGGAAAAAUCAAAACAAUCAAUAUGGCGGACCCGAACAACGAAGCUGUACCGUCGAGUAGCGUUUCGGAGCAAGCCCCCCCGGCUACUCCGAUUCGCGACGAUCUUGAGAAAAUAGAAGAUUUUCUCGAGCCUGACAAAAAGCGUCGAAAAGUGUCAAGGAACGAUGGGAAAACCGAACAGAAAUUGGAGCACCGUUUGGGUGGCAUCCUCUGCUGCGCAGUUUGCCUCGAUUUACCCAAGGCAGCUGUCUAUCAGUGUACAAAUGGACACUUGAUGUGUGCUGGUUGCUUCACUCAUGUCCUCGCAGAUGCCAGACUAAGAGAUGAAAUGGCAACGUGUCCCAACUGCAGAAUCGAGAUUAGCAGAACGUCUCCAUCUCGAAAUUUGGCAGUUGAGAAAGCUGUUUCUGAGUUGCCAGCAGAAUGUCAAUAUUGUGCAAAGGAGUUUCCACGAAACUCUUUGGAACGUCAUGAAGAGACAAUGUGCGAAGAAAGAAUAUCUAGCUGCAAAUACAGUAGGAUCGGUUGCCCUUGGCGUGGACCAAAUCAUGAGCGUCCAGAACAUGAGGCGCAUUGCGUUCAUCCUCAUCGUUCAGGGUUGGAUGUUAUGGAAGCAUUGCGGGACAUCGAUGCCCGUACCCUUGAAGAACGUAGGCUCUAUGACAAUGUCUUUGACCUUUUGUCCUACGAGAAAAUCACAUUCAACGAUCUACAAAUGAAGCCCUAUCGCACAGACGAGUUUGUUCAUAAAUUAUUUUAUGAAACAUCUCGUUUCACGGCGUUUAACAAUCAAUGGGUUGUAAAGGCAAGAAUUAAUAACAGUCAACGCGAUCCUACUCAGAGUUCAGAAAGGGAUAUGACUUAUCAACUGAUUUUAAAAACGAAAACGACGUAUCCAUUACCGCUUCACUAUUUGAUACUGAAAGGACCUUUCGGAGACAUGAAAGUGCAACCGAGAAUUCACAGAUUUGAAUUCACCGACCAAGAAAACGAAAGUCCUUAUUUACCUUUACCUUUACCUGAUACUGCAGAGUGCAAUAGACUUCUUGCUGCAAGAGCUAUUAGUUUCAGACUAAUUAUGUUCUUGGCAUCCAAGUAGUCGGACACGAUAAUUCUUGUUGUCAAGAUUUUACGGCGAUUGAAUAAUUGACACAUCUUUUUAGAUUUAACAGUGAUAAAAAUAUAGAUUACACAGAGGUUUAUAAUCAAUUAUUAGUAGCCUUUAAUCGUAAUAAUAAUUAAAAUAAAAGAUGCUAAUUCUGCUGUAGUCUAUACGCAUAUUACAAUAAAAUGAUACACUGUGUUAUUACAGAACAGUAUAACACGGAAAAGUGUAGCAUUAUAAUACCGCAAAUACUUGACAGAUCAAGUUUAGUUUUGUUCAAUUUCAUUUGGAAAACAUUACCAAAAAUUUACGUUGAAUGCAAGCUUUAUGUAGAUUAUUGUUGUUAGACAUGUGUAUUAAAUUGUAAUCAUUGAUAUAUCGUAGCUGUUGCAUAUGAAAAAAAAAAAAA